AGCCCGCACACCUCCACAAGAGCGAGUCUACACAGUAGACACACCACACUCUCAAAGACCACUUACACGUGCCUGACCAAGGCAUAACCUAACCUCUCUAGUUCUCGUCUGCCAAGUUCGCUGCUGCUGAGUACGACCCAAAGUCACCCAUCUGCCCGGCCUGACUGGCUUGCGCUGCGUGAGUUACGGAUCCAUUUGAUAGCCCAUACUGGCAACAACAACAAUCUAUCGACAACGACAACCAUAUUCCGGACUCCCCUCCCCCACGAUGCUGUCCAAUCCGCCCCAGAGCGGUCUUCAGGGCCGAAGCCGUCACCACAGACGGCAAAACUCGACGCCAACAGGCUCGGCCUUCGAGGCCAUGAAGAUCGCCGCCAGCAAUAACCUGCCCAACAACCUGCACCCACACCAACAGAUGCAGCAGCAACAACAACACCAACAACAACAACAACACAUCCAAGGACGGCAACGGGUAUUACAUCGACGAGGCAUGAGCCUAGAUACCCGACGACAACAGAUACAAUCACCGUCCUUUCGGCAGGAGUUUCACAACACGGUAAGUGAACAUACUAACACAGGAAUCAACACAACACAGCAUGUGCUGCGAGAAACGCAGCAGCAACGCAUAGCACGCCCGGGCUCUCAGCAAGCUUACACGAACUUGGCAAGUGACGAGAACUACCUUAUCUCGCCCCAUUCAACUCCUCAGUUGUCUGGUUUUGAAGGACAGGCUUUUGAUGGGCUUCCAGGCCCCCACGGUAUGAACGUGUCCUUUGAUAUGUUUAACGGCUCAAUGAGCACAAUGAUGAAGAAGAACCACGAGAGCUACUCCGAUAGUAUAACAGCGUCUCAGGACUUUGAACUGUUUCCCAGCAGCGCCAUGUCCACGCCCACCUUCAUAUCCUUCAGCGAAAGCCCAGGCGGCGCACCGGCCUGGAUGUCGGAAGGAGAGAUUUCGCACAGUGGUCGCAACUCUCGAAGGAUAAGUAAUGGGAUCAUGGACAGAGUGGUCAAGUUUGAGACCCUGCGCGUCGAAGACCCACAAAGACCACUUACACCACCACACCAGAAUGCAAAUGACUACUUCCCCAUGACCCCCAUGGAAACACCCCAUGGCAGAACCAUCAAGCACACCCGCCAGCCACAACGGUUCAUGGAAGGAUAUGAUGAGUCGAUGGAGGAGACCGUGAAGCCCGGACGCCACCAACCAAGCCGGGCAAGGACCACUUUCGAUGAGAUGCGUCAAGCCGCAGAAGUGCAACCCUCCAUGCCAAACUCGCGCAGAUCCAGUGUAUAUGACGGGCCCAUGACAAACGGCGCCUUCAUGGACAUGUCCCAGGUCAACGCUGGUAUGACAAUCAACACACAGUUCGAAGGCUUGCCGAUGGCUGCACACCCUCUAAGCGCAUCGAGCAGUUUCUCACAACACGCUUCACCAAUGGCAUCUCAUUUCGGUAGCGGUGCAUUUGACCUCAAACAGGAUUUCCGAUUUCCUGCUGUUGCACAGGAGGCCUCAGCCAAUGAGGCACAGUCUACUGAGAUGCCUUCUCGCCGCCCCUCGCCGCACCACCGUAGGACUGAAUCGGUGGCCAGCAUCGCCAGCGCCGCCAGCAUUGCUAGCCUGGAUAUCGAGCAGACAAGGACAACAACAGGCAUCACUCUCGAUGACAUCCACCAGUAUAUCCAAGGACCUGAAGCCAUUGACAACAAGUGGGUUUGCGUCUUUGAUGACUGCAACAAGCGUUUUGGUCGGAAGGAGAAUAUCAAGUCGCACGUUCAGACACAUCUCAACGACAGGCAGUACAAAUGCCCUAACUGCCACAAAUGUUUCGUGCGACAACAUGACCUGAAGCGCCACGCGAAGAUCCACACGGGUGUCAAGCCCUACCCUUGCGAAUGCGGCAACAGCUUCGCUCGCCACGACGCUCUGACUCGACACAAACAGCGGGGUAUGUGUAUCGGAGCUUUCGACGGCGUGGUACGCAAGGUGGUCAAGAGAGGACGCCCAAGAAAGCACCGACCCGAUAUGGACGAACGAACAGACAAGGCAGAGCGCAGUCGCAGAAAGAACAAGUCCGUCUCCUCUGCUUCGUCUCAGUCUGGCUACUCCGACAGCUCGGCUGCCAACUCCCCUGAGAACCCUGAAAACGAUUUCGAUAUGCUAGAUGAUAUUAUGGACGUGUCUAUGGGCGGUUCCACGAUCAGACCAAGCAGCUUGCAAGAGAUGUCCUCGUCGGCGCCGAUGCCCUCGCUUGGAGCGGGCCUUAACGCCAGUGCUCACUCGCCAUCUGCGGCGAGCAUACAUUCGUAUGUGUCGCAACUUUCACACAUGUCUCUUCAUCCUGAUCCCGUCGUGGAGGGGCUGCCAUCACACCCGGCAUCCCCGGCCAAGAGUGUCGCUAGCCACUACAACGAGGUUCCCGAGCUGUCGCAGUCGUCUUCUCCACCGGCGUCUAAUCGCUUCUUCGAUGUUGAUUCGAGAGCCUCACAAGUCGGCCUGCUCAUCACCACGGCAGGUGAGAACGUGAGUCUUCCAGCACUAGCUGGUAUCGAUGACGAGGAUGACCUGCUUCUGCAGUUCACCCACGGAGACCCCGGCAUGCUGAUGCUGAGUUCGGACAGCAAGUUUGAGGAGGCAUUCAACCCCGUGGAUAUGUACAACGACACCAGCAACAACGAUGUAUUCUUCGGUUAAACAGUUUCAGCUGUAUCGUCUUUUUCACGAUUCUUGCACAUGAUGUACGGUAUACGAUAUCUCUUUGUUUUUUUGAAGCCUUCAGCGUCAGGUUAGACGAGAAAUGGUGUGAGACCUACUUUACGAUGCUCAUGUCAGAAUGUAAUGCCGGCGGGGAAAAGUUGUAAGCUAAAGAUGGGAAACAACGGUCAAGGUUGAUCCGGGGUGUUGGAUGGUUGCCUUUUUAAAGAAGACCCUAGGGCUUCGUCAUGGCUCAUUGGCGUCGGCGUUAAGACAGAACGUCGCAGAUGACGAUGACCGGUUCUUCGGUAUUCAUGGGUUUGAUUUUACAUAGGGAAAUUCCAUGAGAAUAUUGUCAGG
This is a messenger RNA of Truncatella angustata, 3055 nucleotides long. RefSeq lists its product as uncharacterized. Gene Ontology annotation, molecular function: DNA-binding transcription factor activity; RNA polymerase II cis-regulatory region sequence-specific DNA binding. The coding region runs from base 269 to 2695 and encodes 808 amino acids. Lineage: Eukaryota; Fungi; Ascomycota; Sordariomycetes; Amphisphaeriales; Sporocadaceae. Gene Ontology annotation, biological process: regulation of transcription by RNA polymerase II. The record is from RefSeq and is a predicted model, not a curated record. The transcript is spliced from 3 exons.